AUGGAGUUCCCCUUCGAUGUGGACGCGCUGCUCCCGGAGCGGAUCACAGUGCUGGACCAGCACCUGCGGCCCCCGUCCCGCCGACCCAGCGCCGCGAUGCCAGCCCGCGUUGAUGUACAGCAGCAAAUUAUGACCAUUGUAGAUGAACUGGGCAAGGCUUCUGCCAAGGCCCAGCAUCUCCCUGCACCCAUCACCAGUGCAUCACGGAUGCAGAGUAACCGCCAUGUCAUGUAUGUGCUCAAAGACACCUCUGCUCGACCGGCUGGAAAAGGAGCUAUUAUUGGUUUCCUCAAAGUUGGAUACAAGAAACUGUUUGUACUGGAUGAUCGUGAGGCUCACAAUGAGGUGGAACCACUUUGUAUCCUGGACUUUUACAUCCAUGAAUCACUUCAACGCCAUGGCCAUGGGCGAGAACUCUUCCAGUAUAUGUUGCAGAAGGAGCGAGUUGAACCACACCAACUGGCCAUUGACCGACCCUCACAGAAGCUGCUGAAGUUCCUAAAUAAACACUACAACCUGGAGACCACAGUCCCACAGGUGAACAACUUUGUGAUCUUUGAAGGCUUCUUUGCCCAUCAGCAUCGGGCCCCUGAUCCCUCUCUGAGGGCAUCUCGACAAUCCCGUGCUGCUGUGGUCGAUCCUACGCCUGCUGCUCCAGCAAGGAAGCUACCACCCAAGAGAGCGGAGGGAGACAUUAAGCCAUACUCCUCAAGUGACCGAGAAUUUCUGAAGGUAGCUGUUGAGCCUCCUUGGCCCCUAAAUAGGGCCCCUCGCCGAGCUACACCUCCAGUACACCCACCUCCCCGCUCCAGCAGCCUGGGAAACUCACCAGAACGGGGUCCCCUCCGCCCCUUUGUGCCAGAGCAGGAGCUGUUGCGUUCCCUGCGCCUCUGCCCCCCACACCCUACUGCUCGCCUUCUGCUGGCUACGGACCCUGCAGGUAGUCCGGCCCAGCGUCGGCGCACCAGCUCCCUUCCCCGCUCUGAUGAGAGCCGAUACUGACAGACAGCUAACCCCUUCCUUCCCCAAGAACCCAGACCGCUCCAGUGCGUCCUCCAGGAGCCGGUGGAACCUGACAGAGCCCAUAGGAUUCCCUCUUCCCCUUUCUUGGACAACUGGGUUGUCAAGGUCCCAGGUGGCCUAAUACUUUGUAGCUUUUCUUGCCAUAGAAAGCACCCCCUCUGGUAGCUUGGUCUCUGAACACUCCCAGACAGCCUGGAUUGCUGCCAGGCUCACUGGUCAUGCGGCUCACACUCAUUCUCCAGAGAAGCACACUCUGGCUUGCUGUCAGACUCUAGAACACCACGGAAGGUCCAAAGGCCUCCACUGCCAGGGAUACCUUUUAAGGAAUCUUGUCCAUGGGAUAAAUCCCAUAUAUCACUCUGUAGUGUCUACCGGUGGCCCUAAUACUGCUUUGUGCUAUUACUUACCUUUAGGCCUGCUGAUGACAGCCAAUGACUGCUUCAGAGCAGUCCAGUUAGGUAGGACAGGGACUUACAGCUUCUUAAAGAGAUCCGCUCAACAUUGCUCAGAUCUUCAUUACAGCAGGUUUUGUGUGUCAGGGAACCCCUGAGCCCAUGUCUACUUUGGGACUCUAAAGACUCGCCACACUUCUAAAAACACCACUACUUCUCCCAGACCCAGAUUCUGUGAGGGACUUUGUUCCUGGGCAGUAGAUCACAGCAAGCACCCUGGGAUCACUCUUCGCCAUGAUUCAGAACAUAAGCCUGAGUCUCAAGGACCUGUUAGCUCCCAGAUCCGUCCCUCCCCAGUAGCCAAAUGCCAAUAUACUCCUGUCUUGUGAGAUUGUCUUGAUGAUGGGGAACUCAUCUCUGGCCUUCCUUUCUUCCUUCCUCCACAGCAAGAACCUUUUUCCCUGCUCCAUACCUAGGGUAUAAAACACCCUUCCCCCUCCCUUCCCUCUGAAUGUGUGACAGAUAAGGUGCCCGCAUUGUGUUCCCCAGAUCCUAGGGAGCAGGAUCUCCCUUUCUCCCUACU
Molossus molossus (Pallas's mastiff bat) is the source of this 1998-nucleotide messenger RNA. It is a transcript of the gene ATAT1, whose product is annotated as alpha tubulin acetyltransferase 1. The record is from RefSeq and is a predicted model, not a curated record. NCBI's taxonomy places the organism in Eukaryota, Metazoa, Chordata, Mammalia, Chiroptera, Molossidae. The coding region runs from base 1 to 1002 and encodes 333 amino acids. Gene Ontology annotation, biological process: alpha-tubulin acetylation. Gene Ontology annotation, cellular component: microtubule. The transcript has 11 exons. Gene Ontology annotation, molecular function: tubulin N-acetyltransferase activity.